AUGGAGAAAAAUCUAGCGUACAGCAGAGCGAGAGAAAAACGAGAUACAUUUCUUUCUAUCACGGACAGCGUCCCUGUGUCCGUGUCGUCCAAUUUUGUUGUAUGCAUUUUAUUCUCCAGCAUCGCUUUAUUCUUCGUUAUCCUCCGCAUCCUCGCCCGGAUACGAACCAGGGCCAAAUUCGCAUUCAAUGACUACGCGAUUUUCUGGGCUAUGUUCUGGUCGCUUUUCUUGGCGAUUGACUCUAUCGUCACAGCAUCAUAUGGCGGCGUCGGGCACCACAUAGAAGAGAUAAUGGCACUCGCACCUCAAAUUCUACAGCCAAUGCUCAAGACUGUUCUUAUAGGUCAAUUCACAUGGGCUUUAGCAAAUACGGGAGUCAAACUUUCCAUGAUCGACCUUUACAUCAAAUUGUUCGGAACAAACAAAAGAUUUCAAUCAGUAUCGUACAUUUUAAUGAGCGCCGUUGGCCUCUAUUGCCUCAUGGUCAUUCUCAUCGCUUUCCUACUAUGUCGACCCUUAGCUUUCAAUUGGGACACGUCAAUCCCCGGUGGACACUGCGGCAACCGCAAUUCCGCAUUCCUCGCCUCCGGUGUGAUGAACCUCGUCCUCGAUGUUGCAGUUCUAAUACUACCGCUACCGAUGCUCUGGAACCUCAAUAUGGCUAUGAAUAAGAAAAUCAGUUUAAUGCUAAUGUUUAGUAUUGGUGUUGGGAUAUGCGGAUUCACGAUAUGGCGGAUGGUAAUUAUCUACAACAUGAACGAGCAGGACUUCUUCUACGAGGACGGGAUAUUGAGUACUAUGUCUAACCUGGAACCUCUUCUCGGAAUAUGCGUGGCGUGUCUUCUGGUCUGCCGACCCUUGCUAAUUGCCUUUGGGCAGAAAAUACGCGUGGUGGCUUCAUCGGCUAUGAGUCGGGUAGGGGGUACUAUAAGUGAUUCUCAUGGUGUUAAUAUCUCAACAAGAAGCGAAAAUAUGGCCGGCCGAUCAAUACAUUCAGCAGGUAGGCGGAAGUUCAAACGCCUCCAUGACACCUUAUACCCAAUGUCAGAUCUUACAGGCACCACGGAGUGCGAGGGACCUCCAGAUAGCAAUCUUGAGAGAGGCCGUGGGAGCGAGUGGAAUAAUGGAAUCAAGGUGACGGAGACCUGGGAGGUAGCGAGUGAAAGACAUCCUUAA
Hypoxylon trugodes is the source of this 1176-nucleotide messenger RNA. RefSeq lists its product as uncharacterized. The transcript is spliced from 3 exons. Bases 1 to 1176 code for a protein of 391 amino acids. NCBI's taxonomy places the organism in Eukaryota, Fungi, Ascomycota, Sordariomycetes, Xylariales, Hypoxylaceae. The record is from RefSeq and is a predicted model, not a curated record.